GGGGCGUGCAGUGUUGCGAUCGGUGGUGCGCUGUGUCCCUCGGACACAGCGGAUCACCGGACAACGGAAAGAGCCAAAUACAUCUGCUCUGUCAUGUGAUCAGCUGUGUCCAAUCACAGCUGAUCGCAUGGGACAUCUACACUGAUCAUCAGUGCACUGAUGAUCAGUGUGCACAGAUGAUCAGUGUAGCCCCAUCAGUGCCACCUGUCAGUGUCCAUCAAUGCCAGCUGUCAGUGCUCAUCAGUGCCACAUAACAGUGCCUACCAGUGCACAUCAAUGCCACAUAUCAGUGCCCAUCUGAGCUGCCUUUCAGUGUCACCUAUCAGUGGCAGUCAGUACCACCUAUCAAUGCCAGUCAGUGCCACCUAUCAGUGCUGCCAAUCAGUGCCACCUAUCAGUGCCAGUCAGUACUGCCUAUCAGUGUCAGUCAGUGCCGCCUUUCAGUGCCAGUCAGUGCCGACUAUCGGUGUGCAUCAGUGCCUCCUAACAGUGCCAGUCAGUGCCCGUCAGUGCUGCCUAUCAGUGCCAUUUAUGAGUGCUGCCUUUCAGUGCCCAUUGGUGAUGCCUGUCAAUGCCCAUCCG
Messenger RNA from Staurois parvus, 582 nucleotides. Lineage: Eukaryota; Metazoa; Chordata; Amphibia; Anura; Ranidae. The record is from the annotation of a GenBank genome assembly.